Messenger RNA from Aspergillus costaricaensis CBS 115574, 1140 nucleotides. RefSeq names its product MBL fold metallo-hydrolase. The coding region runs from base 1 to 1140 and encodes 379 amino acids. The transcript has 3 exons. NCBI's taxonomy places the organism in Eukaryota, Fungi, Ascomycota, Eurotiomycetes, Eurotiales, Aspergillaceae. The record is from RefSeq and is a predicted model, not a curated record.
AUGGCACCAUUAACACUGCCGGAGAAUAUGGGCUCAACUGUGGAUGUGUCGAUAAUCCAUGCGGGACGAACGAUUGUACCCACAGCCUACGUGGUUCAAAUGCCAAUUUCUGGGCAUGAUGUGCUUGACAUGCCUUGCUACAGCUUCCUAAUCGAGAACAAGGGGCUGAACAAAAGGGUCCUCUUUGACCUUGGACUGAGAAAAGAUUGGAAGGAGAAACUGCCGCUCCCUACUCAUGUUAACCCACUACGGAUGCUGACGUUGAUCGAACCAAAAGUCCUCCAGCAGAUCGAAUCUGCCAAGGCAUAUGUGGAAAUUAAGCAAGAUGUUGCUUGCCAACUUCGCAACGCGAAUGUCCCUUUAGAGUCGAUCAACGCUAUUAUCUGGUCACACCACCAUAUGGACCAUACAGGAGAUCCAUCACUCUUCCCUCCAUCCACGAACUUAGUCGUUGGACCCGGCUUCAAGCACAACAACACGACGUUUCCGGGUUAUCCGGCAAAUCCUGAUGCGCUGGUGACUGAAGACGCUUUCAUCGGCCGUAGCUUGGUCGAGCUGGAUUUCUCCGGUUCUAUGGCUAUUGGGGACUUCUUGGCCAUCGACUUCUUCCAAGAUGGAAGCCUGUAUCUGCUCAAAUCAAACGGGCAUACACAUAACCAUAUCAGCGCUCUGGCACGUACCUCUAAGGACCGCUUCAUCUUCCUUGGUGGUGAUAUCGCUCAUCACCCGGGGGAGUACCGACCAACCAAACACCUCCCCCUUCCAAUCAAGAUUAGGCCGUCGCCACUCGAAAGAAAAAUUUCCUCAAAUUCUGCGUGUCCCGGCUCCGUUUUUGAAGCAAUUUCUUCGGCAAAUUUAAGAGGCUCAGACGUCAGAGUCACUCCCUUCUACAAUUUGAACGCCGCAAUGAACGAAAAUCUGGAAGAUGCUGAGAUCGCUCUUGAGAAAUUGCUACAGUUCGAUGGCUCAGCUAGCGUCAUGGUUGUCACUGCCCAUGAUGCAAGUCUCCUGGAGGUCCUUCCUUUCUUCCCAAGGAAGAUUACCGAUUGGGAUGUCAAGGGAUAUAAGGCGGAGGGCACUUGGAGAUUUUUGAAGGAUUUUGCUGGGGCUAUUGACGGAACCACAGAUAAAAGCACAUAG